Molecule: messenger RNA, 1863 nt
Organism: Synchytrium microbalum
Lineage: Eukaryota; Fungi; Chytridiomycota; Chytridiomycetes; Synchytriales; Synchytriaceae
Product: H+-transporting two-sector ATPase
Exons: 15
Coding region: 1-1863 (620 amino acids)
Biological process (GO): proton transmembrane transport; ATP metabolic process
Cellular component (GO): proton-transporting V-type ATPase, V1 domain; fungal-type vacuole membrane
Molecular function (GO): proton-transporting ATPase activity, rotational mechanism; ATP binding; ATP hydrolysis activity
Source: RefSeq, a predicted model, not a curated record
AUGGCCGGAGCACUUGCAAAUGCCAAGGCUAGCAUUAGCAAAAUACGAGAUGAAGAUCGGGAAAGUCAAUUCGGGCUCAUUUAUUCAGUGUCUGGACCUGUCGUUAUUGCUGAAAAGAUGAUUGGUUGUGCUAUGUUCGAACUAGUUCGUGUUGGACAUAUGGAACUAGUUGGUGAAGUUAUUCGUAUUGAUGGUGACAAGGCAAUCAUCCAAGUUUACGAAGAAACAUCUGGUUUAACUGUGGGUGAUCCUGUGCUUCGUUCCGGAAAGCCAUUGUCUGUAGAAUUGGGGCCUGGAUUAAUGUCGAAUAUUUUUGAUGGGAUUCAACGACCUCUCAAGGCAAGCAGCAUUCAAGACUUGUCACAAAGUAUUUACAUUCCUCGUGGUAUCAACACCCCUGCCUUGGAUAAGGCACUCAAUUGGGAUUUCGAGCCUGUGAAUGUUAGAAUUGGUGACCACAUAACUGGAGGAGACAUUUUCGGCAAAGUCUUUGAAAACAGUUUGAUCACCCACAACAUUAUUCUACCACCAAAAGCUUUGGGUACUGUUACUUAUGUAGCUCCCAAGGGCCAAUAUGACAUUACACAACCUGUAAUUGAAGUUGAAUUCGAAGGGCAAAAGCAAAAGUAUACCAUGUUACAAAUGUGGCCUGUUCGAACCCCUCGUCCAGUCACAGACAAAUUGGCUGCAGAUUACCCGCUGUUGGUUGGUCAACGUAUCUUGGAUGGACUCUUCCCAUGUGUUCAAGGUGGAACUACUGCGAUUCCUGGUGCUUUCGGAUGUGGAAAGACAGUCAUUUCACAAUCUGUGUCCAAGUACUCCAACUCGGAUGUUAUUAUCUAUGUCGGAUGUGGAGAACGUGGUAAUGAGAUGGCUGAAGUAUUGAAGGACUUCCCAGAGUUGUCUAUUGAAAUUGACGGAAAAGAAGAAUCCAUCAUGAAACGUACUACUUUGGUCGCCAACACAUCAAACAUGCCUGUCGCUGCUCGUGAAGCUUCAAUUUAUACCGGUAUUACCUUAUCUGAAUACUUCCGUGAUCAAGGCAAGAACGUUGCCAUGAUGGCAGACUCUACUUCUCGUUGGGCUGAAGCUUUGCGUGAAAUCUCUGGUCGUUUGGCUGAAAUGCCUGCUGACAGUGGAUAUCCAGCUUAUCUUGGAGCUCGUCUGGCUUCGUUUUAUGAACGUGCUGGUAAAGUCGUCUGUUUGGGUAACCCUCGACGAAAUGGUUCGGUUUCUAUCAUCGGAGCUGUAUCGCCACCAGGAGGUGACUUUUCAGAUCCCGUUACUUCUGCCACACUUGGUAUCGUGCAAGUCUUUUGGGGCUUGGACAAGAAACUUGCGCAAAGAAAGCACUUCCCAUCUGUGAAUUGGUCGAUUAGUUAUUCCAAGUACAUGAAGGCCCUUGAACCCUUUUAUGAAAGCUUUGAUCCCGAAUUUAUCUCGAUUCGAACUAAAUGUCGUGAGGUCUUGCAAGAUGAAGAAGAUUUGGCUGAAAUCGUUCAGCUUGUCGGCAAGUCGGCAUUGGCUGAGACAGACAAGAUCACAUUGGAUGUCGCCAAAAUCAUCAAGGACGACUUUUUGCAACAGAAUGGAUAUUCUGCGUAUGAUCGAUACUGUCCAUUCUACAAGACAGUCGGAAUGUUGAGAAACAUGAUGUGUUUCCAUGAGCAAGCUACUCAUGCAGUUGAAGCAUCAUCUGGCCAAUUAAGUUGGGCCAAGAUUCGUGAAUCUAUGGGAGAUGUCAUUUACAAGCUCAGUUCGAUGAAGUUUGAGGAUCCUGCUCAAGGAGAAACUGUUGUCAGAGACAAGUAUGCUAAACUGCAAAAGGAAAUAGAAGAUAGGUUUAGAGCUCUAACAGAUUAG